Messenger RNA from Heterobasidion irregulare TC 32-1, 738 nucleotides. RefSeq lists its product as uncharacterized. The transcript is spliced from 6 exons. The record is from RefSeq and is a predicted model, not a curated record. Gene Ontology annotation, biological process: retrograde vesicle-mediated transport, Golgi to endoplasmic reticulum; protein retention in ER lumen. NCBI's taxonomy places the organism in Eukaryota, Fungi, Basidiomycota, Agaricomycetes, Russulales, Bondarzewiaceae. Bases 139 to 738 code for a protein of 199 amino acids. Gene Ontology annotation, cellular component: Golgi membrane.
AACCGCUGUUGUACUUGUCUCCUCUCCGUUCUUCAAAAGUUACGAACGCAACUAAUACCGCACCAUUCAUUUGGUUGACUAGCACAUAAUAGUCUCUUCCAUACACCUGCUAUCCAUCGGCGAUCCCAAUUUUCAACGAUGAUGAACUCCGAACCUUCAGACCUUCCAGGCCCGCUCCAGUCUUUCUCUGGGACGUAUGCGCGCCUUCAGCGACAGUACCAACACCAGCUAGAUCGCGCGACACCCCAUAUCCUUUAUCGUUGGCUUGCCACGGUCGGCAUCGUGUCCUUAUUCGAGUUGCGAAUCGUAUUGGCGCAAGGGUGGUAUAUCGUAUGCUACGCACACGCAAUAUACAUUCUCAACCUCCUCCUCGCAUUCUUGCAACCCAAAUUCGACCCGUCACUACAGGAUGACCUCAUGGCGGACGAGAUAGAGGAGGGCGGUGCUGAGGGAGAACGCUCUCCCCUUCCCAGCGCCCGCGAUGACGAGUUCCGUCCAUUUGUGCGCCGGCUUCCAGAAUGGCAAUUUUGGCUUUCGACGACUCGCGCGACAAUCAUCUCGUUCUUCAUGACUUUCUCCGUGGUCUUCGAUGUCCCAGUGUACUGGCCCAUCCUUGUCAUGUACUUUUUUGUCCUGUUCAUCCUCACAAUGAGGAGACAGAUCCAACACAUGAUCAAAUACCGCUACGUUCCCUUCGACUGGGGUCGCAAAGCUCGGUACGGUGCGAGUAAUAAAUGA